AUGUCUUGGUCCAUUAGUGAGGGAUUUUUGGAUACGCCCUCAGAGCUGCAGUCAAUUUCCCCUUCCUCCAAUUCUAGGGUUGGGAUUUCUCUUGGUAGUGGUUUUGGAUCUGGUUUGCACUUUGAAUUUAUUUCUUUUGAAUCCGUGUUGGUAGAUUUUAUCUCCCCCAAUUUUUCCCUAACAGAUUUGCUUCUGGUCGGGCUCAGGGUGGCAUUUACCAUCAUGAUCGCCAAACUAUUCUUCUGCUUGCCUGUGCGGUGCAACCUCUUUCUCAAAACCCUAACUCAUUUCCGCUUUAAUUUCUCAACUCUUUCAGUGGGUAACGCUAGCAACAGCAAUGCUCCUUCACAAAAUCUCUUCCUGCACUUCGUUACCACCAGAUUUAACAUCUCUUCAGCCGACGCUGCAAAAAUGUUGAAAACGAGGCCCUCGUUGGAGCGGCUCAAAACCCUGUACAAGGUUGAACAGUUCGUGAACAUGCUCAACAGUCACGGCUUCACGGAAGAACAAAUUGCAAAGAUAAUCAGAUUGCAACCCUCGCUAAUGACGACAAGUGCGGAAAGAUUGCUGGAGCCUAAGAUUCAAUUCCUAAUAGAUUUGGGCGUGGAUAGGGAAAAUGUAACCAAAAUUGUCACCAGUUUCCCGAGGAUCUUGACCGCUAAGCUGGAGAUCCUCCGCUUCAACCUUGAAUUUCUCAAGACUGUAUUCCCGACACAGGGUUUUCUGAUCAGAGCAGUUAUGAGACGCCCCAAUAUUCUUAGACUGAACUUGCAGGAGGACUUGAAACCCUCGGUUGCCUUUUGGGAGGGCUUUGGUUUCCGUGGAACAGAGCUCACCAAGUUUGUGUCGUUAGACCCUUGGAUUUUGACGAUUGGUUCUCUGACGCCCGAGUGCCUUGAUCUCAUUUGCAAGAUUGGCAUUCAAAAGGAAAGCAAAAUGUACAAAUACAUUGUGAGAAUAGUAGCCACGUGCCGCAUCGAAGUGUUAAAGGCCAAGAUACACAACCUUCAUCUUUGCGGCCUCUCGCCUGAAGAAGCCUGGGAAUUAGUUAGGGUUGAUCCUUCAGUCCUCAGCAAGUCGGAGGAAAACAUUAAGAAAAAGAUGGACUUUAUGCUCAAUAACAUGGGACUCUCUGUAGAUUUUGUGACAAAGCAUCCACGGAUGUUUACAAUGAGUUUGGACAAGGUAAUGAGGCCCAGGUUUUUGGUUUUGCAAAGUAUGACAGCAAUGAAUGGAGCGGAGGAGGUUAAGCCGACGCGAAUUUUUUCUGUGCUGUUGAUGACCGAGGCCAAGUUUGUUGCCCAGAUAAUACAAGGACAUCCUGAAUCAGCUGCCCUGCGGACUGUUUAUAAAAAUGCCAUUGUUGAUAUCUCAAAAAAGUUCAAAGAUGUCUCAAAAAGCUAAUGGGCAUGUGAAAUGGUGGCGAUCCUGACCCUGUUUUCCCUCGGACCACCAAUUUCAGAGAACAGAGGAAUGCACUAACUACUGCCCCAGAUUUGGAAUUGCUUUUCAAUCAAGGUAUGGUUAUAAAUUGAUUUCUGCAAUGACCAUAUGAUUACUUUCAUUGUGUUAAGUUUUAUUGGAGCUUUCAACAAAUUGAAGUAUAUACAGAUUGAUUUUUUUGGUUCGGGUCAUCAUAUUAGAUGGACACAAAUGUUUUGUUUAGGCUAUUUCACUUUCUAUGACAUUUUUCAUAUGAAUGAUUAUUUCAAUUGCUGCAUUUUAUUUGUUAUCGAUCAAAACAGAAAAAUUGGUGCACAUUGCAGCACCAUUGCUGUUGAUUCUUAUUUUACAUUUUGGUAUUUUAUUAUGAUUUAUUUGAUCUUUUA
Cryptomeria japonica (Japanese cedar) is the source of this 1829-nucleotide messenger RNA. RefSeq lists its product as uncharacterized. The coding region runs from base 1 to 1404 and encodes 467 amino acids. Lineage: Eukaryota; Viridiplantae; Streptophyta; Pinopsida; Cupressales; Cupressaceae. Gene Ontology annotation, cellular component: chloroplast. The transcript is spliced from 2 exons. The record is from RefSeq and is a predicted model, not a curated record. Gene Ontology annotation, molecular function: double-stranded DNA binding. Gene Ontology annotation, biological process: chloroplast organization; regulation of DNA-templated transcription.